AUGUAUGAAGAUGAAGAUGAGGGGCGAAAACGGAGACGAAGACGCGGCGGCACAUCCUGCGGCUCCUUCAACUUGUCAUUGCGUCGGGAACUGAAUGUGGCCAGCACCACAACAUCAUCAGCAGCCACAGCAGCAUCCGCAGCCGCAUUAGCAACAAAUUGCUCGUCGUCAGCGACGAGCAUUACGACACCAACCGGCACUCCACCAUUGCCGCCGUUGCCCAACACUUUUAUUGCGAUCAAAACGAAGAACGAUAAUGGCAGCAAUCACAGCAGCAACAGUCUGACAUUGCACAGUGGCAGCAAUAGUUUCAAAUCGAAUGGCAACGGCAGCAGCAACAGCAACACACACCGACGAUCACCGAAUGCACAACAGCAACAGCAACAACAACAACAGCAACAACCACCGCCUUUACCCAUGAAAAAUGGAGCCAAACAGCAACAACAACACAACUCCGAUUCGCAUUAUCAACACUUGAACUACAACAUGACGCAUCUGCAACACUUUAAUUCGCUCGAUCAUCAGCAGCAACCACAUCAAUUCCAUGCUGUGCGCAGCAACAAUACGCUCGAUCGGAAGCAACUCAAACAGCAGCAGCAACAAACGGAUGUUGGAAGUGAUUAUUGCACUCAGAUCAAUCCGCAUUAUUUGCAGACCUUCGACAGUCUCGAUCCCGAGCAUUAUAGCGUGGCAAAUCUACAUUCGCAUCCGCAUACGCAUCGUAGCCAGUCAAAGUCACAGAUCUAUAGUUACGGCAGCAGCGGUACCGCCAGCGAUACGUCACAGCAGCAACAUCAGCAGCAGCAUCCACACUAUCACAGCAGCAGCAACAUAGCACACAUUGAGCACCACUAUCAACAACAACAACAACACAACAGCCACCCUCACCAACAGCAACAGCAGCAGCAACAACAGCAACAACACUCACACCACCAACACCACAGUUUGAAGCACACAAAACAUAGCAAGGGUCACAAGAGCAAGCAUAGCUCUAAGAAUAGCAAGUCGCAAGAUGACUUUAAAGCGCUGCACAAGCAGCAGCAAAAGUGCAGCAACAGCAGCAGCGGCAACAACAAGCAGCAACAGCAACAACAACAACAGCAGCAGCCACAUUUGAAACGCAACGGCAACAAUCAAUUGCUGUCACAGCAACCGCCACAACAGCACUAUUCCAGCUCCAGUGAUAGUUUACCAUUUGAUAAUAACUAUUAUUAAAGCACACAACCAGAAGCACACACACACACUUACAGACCACCAAUUUAAACACACACAUACUCACCUCAAUUGUUGUCUCAGCUGCAAAAUUGUUGUUGCCGCACAUCCACAUCAAUUGCACCCACAUACACACAAACGCAUACAAACACACACAUGCACACUUACGCCCACUCAAAUGCAAUUUUCGAUUUGAUUAUCAUUUAAGUUGUGGCAUUAAAAUCGUAGCAUACUUUGAAGCGCCAAAACAAUUGCGUAUACGCAACAGCUUGAACAUCAACAAUUUGUAGCAUACUUUUGUGCGCCCCGAAUAAUUGCGCUCUCCAUACACACACAUACAAACACGCACACACACUGCUGCUCUGUGCUGUGGGCAGCUCGGUUUUGUGUUGUUGUUUUAUUCAAAUAUUUCACAACAAAAAACCAAAAAUCCAAUACCAGAAAAUAAUAUAUAAAUAUAUAAUAUUA
Molecule: messenger RNA, 1680 nt
Organism: Drosophila sulfurigaster albostrigata
Lineage: Eukaryota; Metazoa; Arthropoda; Insecta; Diptera; Drosophilidae
Product: myb-like protein Q
Exons: 2
Coding region: 1-1215 (404 amino acids)
Source: RefSeq, a predicted model, not a curated record